Messenger RNA from Malaclemys terrapin pileata, 3452 nucleotides. It is a transcript of the gene PXYLP1, whose product is annotated as 2-phosphoxylose phosphatase 1. Gene Ontology annotation, molecular function: phosphatase activity. The record is from RefSeq and is a predicted model, not a curated record. The coding region runs from base 227 to 1666 and encodes 479 amino acids. Gene Ontology annotation, biological process: chondroitin sulfate proteoglycan biosynthetic process; dephosphorylation; glycosaminoglycan biosynthetic process. The transcript is spliced from 6 exons. Gene Ontology annotation, cellular component: Golgi apparatus. Lineage: Eukaryota; Metazoa; Chordata; Testudines; Emydidae.
GCGUGUGCGAGCGGGGCAGGAGGCGGCGCUCGGCAGAACUUGAUCCGCUCCGCGGAGUCCGAGCUGGAGCUGUCGCUCGGCGGCAGCAGCAGCAGCAGCAGCAGGAGGCUGCGGGUUUCGGCUCCAGCCCCGGGCGGAGGCGCUGAGCGGAGCAGACGGCAGCCGCGCGGGAGGAAUUGUUCAUAUAUGGAGAUAAAACCAUGAAGAGAAAGCAGAACGACUAAUAAUGCUUUUCCGAAAUCGUUUUCUGAUCUUGCUGGCUUUAGCAGCCUUAUUGGCCUUUUUGAGCCUCAGCCUACAAUUCUUGCACUUAAUCCCAGUCAACCCAGUCAAGGAAGAUGGGCUGAACCCUAAGAGCCGAAAGAGAAUAAUGCCUGAUCCUCUGACUGAACCCCCUGCAAUUGAUCCUAUUUAUGAAGCUCGUGUUUACUGUAAUGUUCCUAGCAUAACUGAACGCAGCAUGGAAGGUCAUGCACCACAUUAUUUUAAGCUUGUGUCUGUCCACGUGUUGAUUCGCCAUGGGGAUAGAUAUCCACUUUAUGCCAUUCCCAAAACAAAAAGACCAGAGAUCGACUGUACAUUGGUGUCUAGAAGGAAGCCAUCUCACCCUCAACUUGAAGCUUUUAUUAGGCAUAUGUCCCAAGGCUCAGAAGCCCAAAUGGAUGGCACCCUGAGCAGCCUGCCUCGUUACCCCAGUCAUUCUUUGUGUGAAAUGGGAGAACUUACACAGACAGGUGUUGUACAGCACUUACAUAAUGGACAGCUAUUACGGGAAAUUUAUAUAAAGAAACAUAAACUGCUAUCAAGUGAUUGGACAGCAAAGCAUCUCUACUUGGAAACAACAGGAAAAAGUCGAACCCUGCAGAGUGGGCUAGCACUUCUGUAUACUUUCCUUCCAGAUUUUGAUUGGAAGAAAAUUAACAUAAAACAUCAGUGGAGCACUAUCUUUUGUUCUGGAAGCUGUGAUUGCCCAAUGAGAAACCAUUACCUAGAAGAGGAGCAACGCCGCCAGUAUAGCUUAAGGGUGAAAAACAGCCAUUUGGAGAGAACAUAUGUGGAUAUGGCAAAAAUAGUAGGCAUUCCCACUAGGCAAUUAAGAGCUUCUAACCCAAUAGAUUCUAUGUUGUGCCAUUUUUGCCACAAUGUCAGUUUCCCUUGUACUAAAAAUGGCUGCAUUGACAUUGAACACUUUAAGGUAAUUAAGACACACCAGUUAGAGGAUGAGAGAGAGAGACAAGAAAAGAAACUUUAUUUCUGGUAUGCACUACUGGCUAUUCAUCCUCUCCUUAAUCAGACUGUUAACCGGAUGCAGCGCAUUGCAGAAGGCAAGAAAGAAGAAUUAUUUGUCCUUUACUCAGCUCAUGAUGUAACCUUGUCACCUGUUCUCAGUGCCUUGGGCAUUACAGAAGCCAGGUUUCCAAGAUUUGCAGCCAGAUUAGUCUUUGAGUUGUGGCAGGAUGGGAAAAAACCCAGAGAACACUUUAUCCGCAUCCUAUAUAAUGGGUUUGAUGUCACAUUCCAGACCUUGUUUUGCCAGGAGCAUAACAUGCAUUCCAGCAAGCCCAUGUGUCCUCUGGAAAAGUUUGUUCAUUUUGUCAAAAGGGGCAUGUUUUCAGUUUUUAAUGGCACUAAUUAUUAUGAUGCAUGUCGCAGGAGACCAUUUUAAAGGGGGGUGUUGAGGAGAGGAAGAAAUGUUAAUUUGUGUUUUGACACAAGGUCUGUGUGUCUGUAUUGGUGGAGGGGGUCGAGUUCACCUUUUGGGUUUCCCAGUUCUUGUACAUUAAAGUACAAAAUAUUGCUUGAAACAGAUUUUAAUACAGUUGUAUUUUCAUCAGAAGACAUUCUAGAUGUUCUGGAGUAGAAAAUAAUUUGCUAGGUUAUUUUAGUAUGCAUAUGAACACAUUUGCUAAAUUAUCUGUAAUUAAUUGAUAAGUUAAAUAUGCUACUGUAAACUGGACAUUGCUUGAAAAAGUUUGAGAGUAUAGGUUUGGUUCCUCUGUAUUCUAGGGCAAUAUUUGGACACUGCAAGUUACCAUUUAUAAACAAAAUGGGUUUUUUCCACCAUAUUAUCAUGAUAGUUUUAAUACAUAAGGAGCACACUGGAUCAAAAGUAUUUUAUGAAUUCCAACCAUCUGUAGUAUAGUCUUGCUAAAGAAAUCCUGUGAAAGGAACAUCCUUCCCUUUGCCAGAAAUAUUAGGGGACAAGUUGGCGGAAAUACACGCAUGUGUUUGAGCAUGCGCAAAUGUAUGCAUGUUUUUUUGCACACAGCCUUCUGAAAACUUGUCCCUCAGGUAGAUAUGCUGGAUGAAUGGAUAUAAACUUCUCUUCUUUUCUUCUUUGGCCUGGUCCACACUAACCCCCCACUUCGAACUAAGGUACGCAAAUUCAGCUACGUUAAUAACGUAGCUGAAUUCGAAGUACCUUAGUUCGAAUUUACCGUGGGUCCAGACGCGGCAAGCAGGCUCCCCCGUCGAUGCCGCAUACUCCUCUUGCCGAGCUGGAGUACCGGCAUCGACGGCGAGCACUUCCGGGAUCGAUUUAUCGCAUCUAGACAAGACGUGAUAAAUCGAUCCCAGAAGAUCGAUUGCUUACCGCCAGACCCGGAGGUAAGUGUAGACCUACCCUUUGAUUGCACUUUCAGCACUUUCAUAAAUAGUUUGAACACAAUCCAGAAAUGUUAAGGGUGUGUGACUGUCACUAGAAACAGAUAAGUAAAUGCUAAUGUUACAGAUAAACAUGAGGGGGAAAUUAGAACAGUAAAUCAGUCUAAUGGCAAAAUUUUUGGAUCUUUCCUUUUAGUAAUUGUAUUCAUGCUGAUAGACUGUGGUACAAACCAAUGUGUUUCAGUCUGAUGUUGUGGUUGUGUGAGGCAGAAAGACAGCUUGACUAAACGCUCAGAAAUUUUGUAGUCCAACUAGUAUUUUUAUAGACUAGGAAGAUGUUAUUUUAUAAGACGAGUCUGGUACAUACUGUAUUGUGUGUAUGUGUAGCACACUAAAUUUUUCUUACCUGCUUGGUUGGCAGAGGGCUGUGAAAAGCUGAUUUUUGUAGGUGCUUUCCCUUGAUCAGGAUAAACAGACUUAGGAACAAACUAGCUUUUAUGGAUGAUUUACCUUGAGCCACCAUAGUAGGUAUGAAAACUCCAUUUUUAAACUACUUUCAUCUCUUACAAGUAGUUAAUACAGAUCCAAUUUUUAAUACAAAUGUUUGAAAAGGAUUUUCAUUACUAGAGUAUUGCAUUUUAUAAUGGUGGAGUUUUUUACAUGUCUAGAAAUAAUUAUGAUUUAGUUUGUGGUUUGUGACUUAAUGGUGCUAGUUAAUCAAAGAAAAUGUAACUGAACAUGAGAUUCUCUAACUUGAUCAGCAUUCCUGUCUCUCUCUCUUUCUCUCUCGUUUUCAAAUGCUGAAUUUGAAUACGUUUCUAUAAAUAAAGUUUUGGGGAAUAUUUGUA